GUUGAGCUAGGCUGGAACUGAACUGUGCUUGCUAGAAGUAUGGAAAAGGUUAUAUGUGAUGUCCACGGCAGCGUGUGUAUGUUAAAAACGGGUGUGAAAGAUGGACCAAAUAAGGGCAAAAGCUUCUACGUGUGCGUUGACAAGCAAGGCUGUGAUUUCAGUCAGCCGGUCAGCAUUUCACCAUCCCACUGCCUCCAUCAUGAAGACUCGAUGGUGGAACUCCAAGCUCUCACCUACAAUCAACAACAGCAGAGCCACAGGUUGUUUUUCCGGUGUGCUAUAGGAAAAAAAUCAGGCAAGAGAUGGUGUGGAAACGUGCCUUGGACUGCACCACAGAAAGAAAAGAGAAACCCUCUUUCUGACACACAGCUGCAGCCCUCUUGUCUGCCGCCUGUCCGUAACCCCUUUAAGGUUCCUGGCAAGAUGGACAAGGAGAGGAGAAGGAUGCAGUGUGGUGAAGGUGAUGAGGAGAUAAGGAAGGAGAAGGACAACGAGGCAAGUCACACGGCAGAAAGAAGCGAGAGUCAUCAGAAUGAAAACGUGGCGAGUGUAGGUGCUGGAGUGGAAGAAGAGGAAGAAGGGAAGCUGAAUUCAUCAGAUACUGUCCGAGGUCGACGACUUCCACCAGGGAUGAAGUUAAAGAAGAGGGUUUCAGCUGAGGAGCGAAAUAGUCCCAAAGCUAACGGUGUGGAAAAAAUGACAGACCAAGUUCAAGACAAGGCUAUAGAGAAUCACACCAAGCCAGGAGAAACAGAAAAAACAAAUUCUGCCCCCAGUGUCAAGGCUGUUCAUCCUGAGAAGACAAAUCAAACCUCACAGGAUCCUCACAAGGACUCGCCCCAGCAACCGACCGAUGGUGAAUCCUGUCUGGUGGAACACACCGACCCUGCUGUAAAAGAGGGUGUCUCUAAAUCUUCAUCCAGCAGUAGCACCCAGGCUUCCAGAGACUCUGAUUGCACCAGGGACCCCACAUCCAACAAACUAGCUCAAUCCACCGAGUCCAGUCAAACCAAAAACCAGCAAGAUGAUGACGAUGUAGUGUUGGUGUCGGUGGAACCUGCUACUCGGAAAACUCCUCCUGCCUCUGCUGUCCAAAAAACCCUGACCACCUUCCCUGGGUUCCAGCCAGCUUCUAAGGUCAAAUGUCCGCAGCAAGAUCCCAAAAGGCUGCACAGCCUGCUCACUGCUCAACUCCAACAGAAAAAGGCCACUCUGUCUGUGGUGAAUGUAGCGGCUCUGCCAGAUAAAGGGGAGAGGCUGAGGACUCAGGUCAAAGAGCUGGAGGACGCACUGGAGUCUCUGAGCCUCACUGCUGCUUCUCAGCCAGAUUCCAAGGAUGAAUGUAACAGCGGAGGUGCUCAUCCAGGAAGCAGCCAGCUGAACCCAUUCAGCCGGCAGGGCGGCACCAUCCUGCUCCCCGCCCUCCCUGCCCCGGGCCCCUCCCAGCACCAGGCCUCCAGCAGCUCCAUGAGCGAGCGACACACCCAGAUGCAUGGAGCAAACCGACAGGUCCAGGCCACCUGCGAGGCCAUCGACCACCUCCACAAAUCUCUGGAGUGCUGCCCCGACCCUGAUGCCGAGGUUCCAGACCCAAAAGGCAUCAAGGUGCCUCUCCUGGCCCAUCAGAGGAGAGCUUUGGCCUGGCUGCUCUGGAGAGAAACCCAGAAUCCCUGCGGAGGAAUUCUGGCGGAUGACAUGGGUCUGGGGAAAACCCUGACCAUGAUUUCUCUCAUACUGGCCCAGAAGAUCAAGACAGAAGAGAAAGAUGAAAAGAAGGAAGAGAAGAAGGUCGAGAGCUGGAUCUCCAAAGCCGACUCCAGCCUCAUGGUUUCUAAAGGCACUCUGAUCAUCUGUCCUGCCUCCCUGGUCCACCACUGGAAGAGAGAAAUCGACAGACAUGUCGCGGCAGCCAGGCUGACUGUGUACCUGUACCAUGGCCCCAACCGCGAGAAAAGUGCCAAAGUGCUGGCAGAUUAUGAUGUGGUGGUGACGACAUACAGUUUGGUCUCUAAAGAGAUCCCAGUCCAGAAGGAGAAGGCUGAGAAACCCACCAAAGACGCUGAGGAUGUGUCACCACACUCGGCUCCUCUUCUGCGAGUGAACUGGGCCCGGGUGGUUCUGGACGAAGCCCACAACAUCAAAAACCCGAAGGUACAGACCUCCAUGGCUGUGUGUCUGCUGAGGGCUGGAGCUCGCUGGGCUGUCACUGGCACCCCCAUCCAGAACAAUCUGCUGGACAUGUACUCACUGCUGAAGUUUCUGCGUUGUUCUCCGUUUGAUGAGUACAGACUCUGGAAAGCUCAGGUGGACAACGGCUCUAAGAGAGGCAGAGAGAGACUCAACAUCCUGACGAGGAGUCUUCUGCUCCGACGAAGCAAAGACCAGCUGGACUCCACAGGAAAACCACUGGUGUCUCUUCCUAAUCGGACCUGUGAGGUGCAUCAACUCAAACUAUCCCAGGAUGAGCAGGCUGUGUAUGAUGUGGUCUUUGCCCAAUCCAGAUCCACUCUGCAGAACUACUUGAAGAGACAUGAGGGACAUGAUGUGAACGAGGGAAACCCUUCCAGUUCCAAUCCUUUUAACAAAGUGGCCCAGGAGUUCGGGAUGUCCCAGGCUUACCCUGCUGUGUCAAGCUCCCAGCAGCCCCAACAGGCGUCCAGCACCGUCCACAUCCUGUCACUGUUGCUGCGGCUCCGACAGUGCUGCUGUCACCUGUCACUUCUUAAGAAGACUCUUGACUCGUCGGAGCUGCAGGGUGAUGGGAUCGUCUUGUCUUUGGAGGAGCAGCUCAAUGCUCUGUCACUCUCCUCCAGCCCCUCGCCAUCGGGCCCUGACCCCAAAGACACCGUGGCCCUAAAUGGCACCCGCUUCCCCUCACAUCUGUUUGUGGACACCAGUGAGAGCACCAAGGUUUCUGCUAUUAUCUCUGAGCUGAAAGCAAUCAGACAGAAGAGUGAUCAGAAAAGCGUCAUCGUGUCCCAGUGGACCAGCAUGCUGCACAUUGUAGCAGUUCAUCUGCAGCGGAUUGGACUGAGAUACGGUGUUAUCGACGGAACUGUCAACCCCAAACGCCGCAUGGACCUGGUGGAAGAAUUCAACACUAACCCAAAAGGCCCACGGGUGAUGCUGGUUUCUCUUUGUGCUGGAGGGGUUGGCCUGAAUCUCAUUGGUGGGAAUCACCUCUUUCUCAUGGAUAUGCACUGGAACCCAGCCUUGGAGGACCAGGCGUGUGACAGAAUCUACAGAGUUGGACAAACUAAAGAUGUCACUAUCCACAGGUUCGAGUGUGAAGGAACAGUGGAGGAGAAGAUCUCCAGACUUCAGGUGAAGAAGAAGCAGCUGGCCCAGAAUGUGCUGUCAGGAACUGGAAGCACCCUCACCAAACUCUCCCUGGCUGAUCUCAGAAUCAUUUUCGGUGUGUGAGCUGGGAGAGAACUGAGGAUGCUGUGCCACACCAUCAAGCCCACAGCUAUAACGAGAGACAGCUGUUCAUGCACAUAUUCAAAAGUCAGUUCUGUUUCAAGCCUGAAAAAUUUUGAAAUAAGCAAAGAACACUGAGGUAAUAAAUGACGUAACUCUAAGAUACAAGAGAGGUCAUUUACCAUCAUCUAAUUAUUUCUUUGUUGGCAUUUCAUCCGGAGGACUUUCCUGUCAUAUAUAAUUUGGUUGCGUAGUCAUUAUUGGAGUGAAGCAGAUAUUCUGCAGUCUUUUUCACAUCAUGAUGUUAUUUUUUUUGUAUGUGUGUUUUUUAUGAUUUAAAAUAAAUUCAGUUGAUUUAAGUUA
Chelmon rostratus (copperband butterflyfish) is the source of this 3783-nucleotide messenger RNA. It is a transcript of the gene ttf2, whose product is annotated as transcription termination factor, RNA polymerase II. The record is from RefSeq and is a predicted model, not a curated record. Bases 40 to 3423 code for a protein of 1127 amino acids. The transcript has 23 exons. NCBI's taxonomy places the organism in Eukaryota, Metazoa, Chordata, Actinopteri, Chaetodontiformes, Chaetodontidae. Gene Ontology annotation, molecular function: ATP-dependent chromatin remodeler activity; zinc ion binding; ATP binding.